UCCUCCUCACCAACUAAACAGAACAGAACAGAACAGAACACAAGUAAUUUCAAACAUGGGGAGUUCAACAAGAAGCAGCUUCUAUGGUUUCUUUCUGGUGUGUGCGAUCUUGGCCGUCCACGUGUCUAUCUCCUCAUCAUCCACCCUUGCUUUCACCGGCGACAUUGACAACCAGCUCGGCGCCUUCUUCCUCCCGCUGAAGUCCGACUGCCGCGGAUCCAUCGCCGAGUGCAGCCUGCUCGUCGGAGAUGAAGACGACACCGAGUUUCUGAUGGAUUCUGAGAGCAACCGGCGCAUUUUAGCCGGCAGAGGGAGAUACAUUAGCUAUGGUGCGCUGAGGAGGAACACCGUCCCUUGCUCACGACGCGGCGCUUCCUAUUACAAUUGUCGGCCCGGCGCUCAGGCCAACCCCUACCGUCGCGGAUGCAGUGCUAUCACCCGAUGCAGGCGUUGAAGUUCUUCUACUCAUUUUAUCUUUACCUUUUUUUUUUUUUUUGAUUUUUUUUAUAUAUAUAUACUUUUGUAAUUGAUGAGAAUCGGUAUCGUUAUGCUACUACUACAUAUAUACAUACAAUUAGAGAAAGAGCAGUGUAAGUUCAAUAAAAUUUAAUUGCCGUUUGUAUUUGUAUUUGUAUUGUAAUUUAAUUUUAGGUAAACAUCUUAUUAUUGAUUAUUA
Messenger RNA from Gastrolobium bilobum, 676 nucleotides. Its product is annotated as protein RALF-like 33. NCBI's taxonomy places the organism in Eukaryota, Viridiplantae, Streptophyta, Magnoliopsida, Fabales, Fabaceae. The record is from RefSeq and is a predicted model, not a curated record. Bases 56 to 454 code for a protein of 132 amino acids. The transcript has a single exon.